Molecule: messenger RNA, 1986 nt
Organism: Pundamilia nyererei
Lineage: Eukaryota; Metazoa; Chordata; Actinopteri; Cichliformes; Cichlidae
Gene: btc
Product: betacellulin, epidermal growth factor family member
Exons: 5
Coding region: 283-843 (186 amino acids)
Biological process (GO): epidermal growth factor receptor signaling pathway; positive regulation of mitotic nuclear division; positive regulation of cell population proliferation
Molecular function (GO): growth factor activity; epidermal growth factor receptor binding
Source: RefSeq, a predicted model, not a curated record
CUCCUUUUUCUGUUCUCACACCCAGCAGCUCAGGUCAGUCACAGAAGAGUCAGCGAGCUGACGUGCUUUGGUUAUAGCUUCAAGCUUUCCCGGUUGAUUAUGAAAUUAGCCACCAUCAAUGAAGAACCACAAUACGACACACCACUGGGGAACUUCCACAGCCUUUCCACACCUUUUUCAAAGGUCGCUGACCCCUGAAAGAGGACUGAACCAGUUUGACUUUUGUUUGUUAAUGACACUGAACUUUAAUAUACUGGAUGAAAACUUUUAUCAAGUGAGGAGAUGGCCAAAGUGCACAGACUCUAUGUAGGAAUAGUAAUCGCUCUGACCUUAUGCAAAUACUGCCUGGCAGAGUGGAAUGCCACAGACGCGCCUCCCACUGGAACUGUGUCCGACUGUCAUCUCCAUGGCAACAGAGACAAUUGCACAGAAGACACAGUAGAUACUGGUCAGUCGAAUGGGCACUUCUCAAAAUGCCCAGAGGAACUUGAGUAUUACUGCAUCCAUGGGGAGUGUCGUUACAUAAAGGACCAGGAUGCACCGUCCUGCAGGUGUCAGAUCGGUUACAUUGGUUCCAGGUGUGAGUACCUAAAUCUGGAGGUGCAGAUACAAGGCAAACAGAGAAUCAUAAUUACCUGUGCCAUCGCAGGGCUUGUGCUAUUAAUUCUUCUUGUUGUUUUCAUCUGCAUCUGUUCACGUCGUAGGAGGAGAUUGCAAAGGGACAGACAAAGGGAGGAACCAAGGAAUGGGACGGAGAAGCUUGGCAUGAUGAUGGACAGCAAUGCAACAGGCUCAACUUUAAAGCCGGACUCAGCAGAGCAAGCCCUCACAAAUUCUGUAUGAGAACCUAGCUGAGGAACGUGUCUGGGAAUCUUUUAUACAUAAAAGAUGAUAGCUGUCACCUUCGCUUAAGCAGUCGGAGGUUUGUGAACGGCACCGAGGCAUUUAUGGAUAAAGUGCAUCUGUCGGUGCACUUUAUGGGAGUUUAUACAGUUCCUUUUAACACUCUUCAAAGAAGUGUGAGAGCAAAGAAGAUGCCGUCCAGGAUUUAUGAUAAAUAUCAGUCGGAGAGCUGUGUUUAGCUGCUGGUGUGCUGGCACGGGUGAUUUUUCCACUUCUGUGGAGGAACAGGCUCAUCUACCCUCUGACUAAGUGCUGCUGGGCUGCACCGCACUAAAUAAACUGUUGCUAUCCUGGAAAAGGCUGUGACACCAUUUGGCAGGCAGUGAUAACAGUUGAUCUGGCUGACCAGAUAGUGCCCUUCGUGGGCGACACAUGGACACUAAGACAUGGAAGAAAAAGGACUGCAUGAAGAUACGGCACUCCAUAAACUCCCGUCAUGUGAACAAACCAUUAGAUCUAUAGAAAUCCUCAAGAGUACUGCCAGCUGCUGUUUUAGUAGCUUUGUGUCAUUUUUGUAUUGCUCCUAUUUGUUUAAGGCUGGUUUUGCUUUAGUGUCACGUCACAAGAUCAGAGUGUUUAUUGCACAGGCACCAGUAAAAUCAACAGUUAUCACGUAUUCAGCAAUCCACAGAAAUGAACUAACACCGAAUAUUGUUACUCAGAAACAUUAGCAAUGCAAGAAAAGCAUGUAUAAUUACACACACACACACACACACACACACACACACACACACACAUAUAUAUAUAUACAGUAUGUAUAAAAUGAGGUUCUGGAUUCUCCUGGUUUGGAGGAGGACAAGGAGAACUUGUGCUGAAGGCUGUUUUGAUCUGUAUAUUUGGAGCCGAGCAGCCUCUGAGCUACAGAGGCUGAACAGCUGAGCCUGUGUGUGGAGGCUUGGCUUAACUAAAAGCGCUCCACUGUAUGAGACAGUUUCCAAACUUGCUAGCCUUUCACUUUGGGGUUUUAAUGUGUAUCUGUAUGUGUAUGAGCUCUAAAUGCAGUCUGAAGAGAGUGAGGACAAAGUCAGAGAAGCUUGUUCUCAUGUUUAUAUGUCACCUGUCAGUAAAUGUGCCUCCUACGUG